AUGGGCCUCGACCGCAACGUGAGAGAUCUGACUUUCCAGAUGGCCGGUACGGUGGCCAGCCCGAGACAUGACAUGAAGAUGAAGGUCCGUCUGCUAGGGAAGAAGGAGGCUAAGAAACAGUCUUGUUCAUAUCAACUGGCCUCAGUCUACGAGGAUGAGUUUUGGCAGAUCCGGCAAUUCCUCAAGGAGUCCGCCGCCCCGCGCCUUUUCGUGUUCGCCGCGCUGUCUCUGAUCCUCUCGGCGAUGCAGGUGGUGUUGGCCGCCAAGCAGGAUGACGACGGGGGGUGGCGGGCUUCUGCGGAGUUGAGCGCGUGGUUCGCGGUCACGGUUAUCGUAGUGGUUGCGGUGGUCUUUGUUGGGUUGGCGUUAGUUGGAUCCGGCUUCUGGCUGUGGCAGUUCCAGUUCGGGUACCGGUCGUGGAGGAGAAGUCGUGCCGUCUUCGGGGAGGCCAGGAUUCGUAACGGUAGAGGCGGAUAG
Messenger RNA from Colletotrichum graminicola M1.001, 477 nucleotides. RefSeq lists its product as uncharacterized. The transcript has 2 exons. The record is from RefSeq and is a predicted model, not a curated record. Bases 1 to 477 code for a protein of 158 amino acids. NCBI's taxonomy places the organism in Eukaryota, Fungi, Ascomycota, Sordariomycetes, Glomerellales, Glomerellaceae.